AUGGAGUUUCUUAUUCUCAUUAUUAUUUCAGCAGCAGCAAUUUUGUCAAGUGAAUCAACUCUGAUCAAAUAUGAUUUUAUUAUUAAGACAAUCCCCGGUAAUCCAGACGGUUACCCUCGUGGUGUUAUCACAAUCUACAAUGCUAAUGAUACCUGGAAUCCUAAUCGACCAUUUCCCGGCCCUUUGAUACGGGCAAGCCUCGGUGAUACUCUUCAAAGACGCAUCACAAAUCACAUGAAAGAGCAAUCAACAUCAAUUCACUUUCACGGUCUUCACAUGCUGAAUAAUUUAUGGAUGGAUGGUACGGAGCUCGUAAUUCAAUGUCCAAUUCAUCCAUCUGAAACGUUUAGUUACACAUUUAAUGUCACUCAUACAGGCACAUUCUGGUAUCAUUCACAUCAGGGUCAACAAUAUGCUGAUGGUCUUAUAGGACCGAUGAUAUUUGAUGAUGACGAAAUUGAGAAGAACUAUUCAUACGGAAUGAGUGAUCAUGUGAUUAUGCUUCAAGAAUGGUAUCACGAGUCAUGGGCUGACAUUAUGACUGCAUAUCAAGGACCCUAUGAUGCUUUUCCGGGCAGUAUUCCCGUGUAUCCCUGGCCGCCAACAUCGUUUUUAAUAAAUGGCCACGGUCAGUUUGAUUGUCGAACAAUAAAUUGUACUGAAUAUUCAUCGUUUUUGAACGCAUGUGGGCACCGUGAGCGCGCUCAAUGUAUACCGCUAAGAGAGCCAUUUUUUGGCUUAUGUAACCCUCAUCUUCAUGUAGAAGAUGAGUUUCUCUGUGAUGCAAGUCAGAUGAGAUUGAGAUUAAUAAAUGCAGCUAGUGGUAUUCCAUUUCGAUUUUGGAUUGAAGAGCAUAAUAUAACCAUUGUUGCUCGUGACAGUGUUCCCAUCUUACCUAUAAUUGUGCCACGACUGACUAUCCAAUAG
Molecule: messenger RNA, 927 nt
Organism: Didymodactylos carnosus
Lineage: Eukaryota; Metazoa; Rotifera; Eurotatoria; Philodinida; Philodinidae
Source: the annotation of a GenBank genome assembly